Myripristis murdjan (pinecone soldierfish) is the source of this 2183-nucleotide messenger RNA. RefSeq names its product monoglyceride lipase (gene mgll). The coding region runs from base 167 to 1216 and encodes 349 amino acids. Lineage: Eukaryota; Metazoa; Chordata; Actinopteri; Holocentriformes; Holocentridae. The transcript is spliced from 7 exons. The record is from RefSeq and is a predicted model, not a curated record.
CUGCUCGGUGCGUGCAGCUCCGACAACAUUGCCUCUGUUUUUGUAUGGCAGCAUUAGGAUCCAACCAGCCUAAACUCAUAUAACCCCUUUAUCUCAGUCGUCACCAGCCCCAGAUAUUUCCGAUGCAUGCCUGGAAACAGAAAAUAAAUUUAAAAAUUAAUUAAAUAUGAACGGAGUGACCGCCGCCACCUGCCUGCUCGUCGCCGGGUUAUCCUACUACCUCUACGGCAGCGAUGUGUUAUCGGUGCUCCGUGUCUCUUUUGCAGACCACAUGCCCGAGCCGGGAGCUCCGAGGCGGACCCCGCAGGGAGUCCCGUACGCCGACCUGCAGCACAUCGUCAACGCCGACGGACUGCACCUGUUCUGCCGCUACUGGGAGCCCGCCGGCCCGCCAAGAGCUCUGGUGUUCGUGGCUCACGGGGCAGGAGAGCAUUGUGGGCCGUACGAUGAGAUCGCACAGAGACUGAAGGAGCUGUCCCUGCUAGUAUUCGCGCACGACCACGUUGGUCACGGUCAGAGCGAAGGAGAGAGGAUGAACAUCAAGGACUUCCAGGUUUACAUCAGAGACUCCCUGCAGCACAUCGACCUGAUGAAGUCCCGCUACCCCGACCUGCCCGUCUUCAUCGUGGGUCACUCCAUGGGCGGCGCCAUCUCCAUCCUGACGGCCUGCGAGCGGCCCGCUGACUUUGCAGGAGUGGUUCUGAUCGCCCCCAUGGUCCAGAUGAACCCCGAGUCGGCCACACCGUUCAAGGUUUUUCUGGCCAAGGUGCUGAACCACAUGGUGCCCAGCCUGUCUCUGGGCUCCAUCGAGUCCAAAUGGGUGUCACGCGAUAAGAAACAGGUCGAGGCGUAUGAUGCUGACGAGCUGAACUUCCACGGCGGGAUGCGGGUGUCAUUCGGCAUGCAGCUGAUGGGGGCGGCGGCGCGCAUCGAGAGGGAGAUCCCGUCCAUCACCUGGCCCUUCCUGCUCCUGCACGGCGACGCCGACAAGCUCUGCGACAUCAGAGGCUCCAAAAUGAUGUGCGAGAAAGCCGCGAGCACGGACAAGAAACUCAAGGUGUAUGAGGGAGGCUACCACGCCCUUCACCACGACCUCCCAGAGGUGGCGGAGUCGGUGCUGAAGGAGGUGAGCGGCUGGAUCACAGAGCGUCUCCCUGCCACGACACAACAACCACAACAACAACAGGAAAAACAACAACAACAAGAAGGCUCCUAGACUCACACCUUCUCCCACCCAGUAAAGGCAACGGCUGACCUCGUCCCCAGGAGGCCUCCCCGCCAUCCAGUAGUGUCGUUUAGGCUUCGCUCCGAUUUGUAGAGUACUCCUCACCUCUUAAACAGAGUGCACCCAAAGUCCCUCUCUCCAGCCAUAACACUAUAUGUCAGCCUCUUUUCCUGGACAUCUAGGAGACAUCCCCUCUUUAUUUUGGGGAAUAUAGACCAUCCUUGCAUUAUUUUCUUGGCAUACAAUAUUUUUCCACCUUUUUUCCUCUGGUCAUGCACUGAACAAACACCUCUUUCACCUCGUGCAUAUAGAACAUAUCCACUUCUUUCUUUGUGCAUCAUAGAAUAUACCUAUCUCUCUAAUUUACCCACCAAAUUUCCAUUGACUUACACAGCAAACUGGAUGGUGAGGUCAGAAACCACUGCUAACCUAAUGUUGCCCUCUUGGGUGAAGUUGAUCCUGAAAUUCAGAGGCCUGUUUGGCAAAUUCCCCUGCUUGACAGAUAGGAACAUGGAUGUUUCUCGUAGUAGCAUUUUUGUUUCCAGCCCCAGUGGGGUCAUUUGGUUGCCAUCUCAGUACCACCGCCAUUAGACGUUCAUUAGAUGCACUGUGCAGAAGUAGCAUGAGAGAGUGAUGCUUCAUACACACUGAUUCAGACUUUUUAAGCAGUGGUUGAUUAUAUUAGUGUGAUCAUUUGUGAGGGAAGUUUGCAGGUCAGAGAUCAAAGGUCACUAAUCAGGGUCAGCCACAGAACAGCGCUCCAUGCAGCAGGGUUUGAUCAUGGCUGUUCCAGGUGAUGGACCCCGUCGCCCCGUCAGUGUCACAGCUGUGUGACAGGUAGUGCUUCAUGCAAGUCUUAACCGAGUCAGCUGCACAAUAUCACUGUAUCAAAUACACAGUAUCAGUGAGACAGUGCGAUCUUUAGAUAAUUACAGCAUUGAUUCCCGGGUUUGCAAAU